AUGACGGAGGACGGGCAGAGGGAGAAGAGGGUUUUCUUGGCUGUCUGCAGGUCCCGAGAGCUGUCUUAUUCUCGUCUUAAAUUCAUCCUCCAGGGAGAUCUAGGUCCUUUCAAUCCCGGUUUGCCAGUGGAAGUACCUGUCUGGUUGGCCAUUAAUCUGAAACAGAGACAAAAAUGUCGGCUGAUACCUCCUGAAUGGAUGGACGUUGAAAAACUGGAGGAAAUCCGGGACCAGGAGCGUAAAGAGGACACCUUCACUCCAAUGCCCAGUCCCUAUUACAUGGAACUCACAAAGCUGCUGUUAAACUAUGCCUCAGACAACAUCCCAAAAGCCGAUGAGAUUCGAACGCUAGUUAAGGAUACCUGGGACACUCGGAUAGCCAAACUGCGGCUGUCUGCGGACAGCUUCGUCAAACAGCAGGAGGCCCAUGCCAAGCUGGAUAACUUAACCUUGAUGGAGAUCAACACAAUUGGGACUUUCCUUACUCAAGCCUUAGAUCACAUGUACAAGCUCCGGACCAACCUUCAGCCUGGUGAGAGUGCCCACUCCCAGGAUUUCUGAGGUAUUUUCCAACCCUGGCCUAAAAUCUCCCCAGAGAGGGCUCUGCUGCUCAGCCAGUAUUCAGGUGUGCAUUAAUCCGGCCAGCCUCACCUCCCUGUAGAGAUCUCCGGAAAUCACUCGAGUCUCGUCUCCUGUCUCUGCUGUAUACAACUCCUUGGUGGUACUUGCACCCAGGCACGCGUUUCCCCCUCUGCUUGUGCGCAGGCGGUGGAGGGCGCAGGCAGCCUCCUGGCUGCAUGUGGAUCACCCCAGAGCUGCCGAUGGCACGGGGGCAUUCCCUGCGUGGUAGCUCCUGAGCUCUGCUCAGCCACGUACCUCCUGAGCAACGCAGACAAUCGUCCCUGGCAGAACUCUCCCUGCUUCGGUGCGGCCGUCGUUCUAAGACAAAUUGGCUGUGGCAGCUCAGUGCUGUUGGGAGUCCUUGUUGUUAACACGUUCCUGCUUUCUUGGA
This is a messenger RNA of Struthio camelus australis, 1012 nucleotides long. NCBI's taxonomy places the organism in Eukaryota, Metazoa, Chordata, Aves, Struthioniformes, Struthionidae. The record is from RefSeq and is a predicted model, not a curated record.